UCCAUGCGCUCCACAAACCUUUCCAUGUUGCCAUCCAGUGCACGGACCAACCGCGCAUUUUGAACAGAACGCUCGCUCCGCACAGAGUCUUGUGCAGUUCGCGACAGCUGGCCUUUGAACUGACAUCAGAUAGUCCACCAAUCAAAGUUGCAAAUGGUGAAUUCACCAUUGAAUUGGAACCAGUAGUCCGAUACGAUUGUACAGGUAGCCUACUUGAAAAGUGCGCAUUGUUCUUCAAGAUCUGCAAAGUUGCAGCUACAUCAGUGGUCCUCAGCUCCAGACAUGGGUGUGAAGGUGCUCCAGUGCUUCCCCUGGUACAGACGCUGUAAAGAGCGAUGCAAGGCUAAACAGUGCCCCCCACCUGCAGUCCCCAGUGAGGAGAUGAAGCCCCGCCUGUCGUCCACAGUGUCGUGUGGUAGCGAGGGCGAGAGCAGCAGCAGUCUGAGUGGCUCCCAGAUCUACUUCUCCACCAAGGCUCGCCUCUCCUUCAGACACCAGAUGGACAGCAACUUCAACGCAGUGGAUGCCACCUGCUGAAUAGAUCAGCCCCGACGUGCCGAGUAGUCUUCAUUAGGCAUCAAACGGAAGAAAAAGGACUGAAAUAGGGAGGGAAUACCUGGGCUUGUCCGACAAGAAGCGCUUCCGUUGUGAAACAUUUUUGCUACGGUGUACCCUAAUGAAUACGACCCUGGUUUACAGUGCUGGGAAUGACACUUUAGUUUCUACUGAGGCAUCCCUCCUGUCAUCAUCACCAUUGCCCAAAAUUGAACUCUCGCCCCUCCACUAUGAUAUCCAUUAUUAUAGCUCAACAGAACAUAGAAUGUAAAAGACUGAGACUUGAUCUACUCAGUGGUACCUAUGUACUCGAUGUUCGUUCUCAACUCCCCCUUCAGAAGUGACUGUAAAGGAUGGAUAUAUCACAGUAGAUUGAGUUCUUCACUAGAGAAAUGCAGAAUGCACUGCUGGUGUGGCUAGUAGAGAUGGAAAAAUGUUUACUACAUCAUUACCAACCAAGUGCAUCAUUUUCCUUUUCUUUUUUUUAGGGGGGGGGGGGGGCAGGUAAAAGACCACAACUGCAAAUUCAAGUCUUUAAAAUACUAGCUGUUGAAUAGAACAAGACAAUUUGGCACUCCCAACUUUAAAUACAGGCUUUUUUGUUCUUAUCCUAACACUAUCCUAACUUGCUGAGAAAAACAUGGUGACUAGAUUUUGAUUGGUUUGACUGAUGAAGAUACUAAUGAGUUUGUGCCUUUUUACUUACCUCUUUUGAACAUUUCCUCAAUUAAAUUCAGUUUGGUGCUGGCUGUCUUCUUCUAGUGCCCUUUUCAACUGGCUGCUUGGAAUGCAUCUACACUUGAUUCAUAUCUAGAAAUGUUAACCGGCAGCUCCUCCAGCUCUUUACUUCUGAUGGCAUCUUAUGGGGAGCAUCAGUGAAUGGAGGGAAAGUCAACAGAUUGUUCUGGAAGACAUUUCAACAGUGUUUUGGUGCUUUAGUUGGGUUCUACAACCCACCCUCUCUAACAUUGAAAUAUUUUUCCUGCUUCACCUACUAGUUUAAGGAUAAUAAAUACUCAUCAUAUA
Molecule: messenger RNA, 1581 nt
Organism: Oncorhynchus nerka (sockeye salmon)
Lineage: Eukaryota; Metazoa; Chordata; Actinopteri; Salmoniformes; Salmonidae
Exons: 3
Coding region: 283-537 (84 amino acids)
Source: RefSeq, a predicted model, not a curated record